Molecule: messenger RNA, 2416 nt
Organism: Spodoptera exigua (beet armyworm)
Lineage: Eukaryota; Metazoa; Arthropoda; Insecta; Lepidoptera; Noctuidae
Source: the annotation of a GenBank genome assembly
UGACAGAUAGAAUGACAGUUAAUGUCAAGUGACAUAACAUUGACGCGUUUACUUUUUGUUGUAUUUUGCUCGAAAUGUAGGACGUUUUAAUGAUAAAUUGUGUCUAAAUAAAAAUUAUGGCUUCCUCUAAAGAGAGAGAGGUUGAUGUUUCACCUGCUACCUCAACAACUUCAGUGAAAUCGCAGUUCUUUGAUAGAUCUCCGUCCGUUUCAUCAUCAAGGGAAGAUAAAUGGCCGGAACUUUUGUUAUCCAGGCCGGACAAGUCCUAUUACUACAGUUCUAAGACACGGGAUCCUGUUGUGAUUGAACGCAGCAAUCUUGUGAACAUCUCGAAACUAAUUGUGAAGGAGCUGAUCGAACAAUCUCUCCGCUAUGGUAGGAUGCUUGACAGUGAUCACUUGCCCUUGCACCACUUCUUCAUUGUGCUCGAGCACGUUAUGCGUCAUGGACUCAAACCCAAGAAGGGAUUACUUGGACCCAAAAAAGAGCUAUGGGACAUCUUGCAAAUGGUUGAGAAAUAUUCUCCGGAAGCCGCUGACAUUACGGCUAGCGUCAGAGACCUCCCCACUGUUAAGACCGCAAUGGGUCGUGCUAGAGCUUGGUUGAGGUUGGCUUUGAUGCAAAAACGCCUGGCCGACUAUCUUCGUAUUCUCUUGGAACACCGUGAAGAUACGUUGGAAGAAUACUUUGAGCCCCAUGCUCUGAUGCUUAACGAAGAAGCUGUCAUCAUUACUGGCCUCCUAGUAGGCCUUAACGUUGUCGAUUGCAAUUUGUGUGUGAAGGAGGAAGAUCUAGACAGCCAACAAGGCGUAAUAGAUUUCUCGCUUUAUUUACGCGGCAGUAAUUCGUCCAAUGACCUAGCCGGCAAUGGUAACGGUGAUUCAGAACCGAAACAACGCCAUAUCAACACAAUGCUAGACCAGAAGAAUUAUAUCGAGGAGCUAAACAGACAUCUCAAUGCGACAGUAGCAAACCUCCAAGCUAAGGUUGAGAGUUUGACAACAACGAACGCAUUAAUGAAGGAAGACUUGGCAAUAUCCAAAAACACGAUGAUUCAAUUAGUUGAGGAAAACAAUCAACUAAAACAUGCUCUUGGGCAAGACAUAACCAAAGAUACUAGGAUGAAAGUGACGGAAUUGCAGUCUGAUGAAGAGGAGAAACGCAGCGUCAAGAGCGUAGCUUCUGAUAAAUCCAAAAAUGAUAGUGAGGCCAGCAAAAAUUUGGAAGAAGAAAGGAAGAAGUAUUUGGAACUGCAAAGAGAACUGGAUUUACAGAUUUCACUUAAAGCAGAAAUGGAGGUGGCAAUGAAAUUGCUAGAGAAAGAUAUACACGAUAAACAAGACACGAUUAUAUCGUUGAGAAGACAACUCGACGACAUAAAACUAAUCAACCUAGAGAUGUACAAAAAAUUACAGGAAUGUGAAAGUUCCUUGAAACAUAAAACUGAGCUAAUAGCCAAAUUGGAAGCAAAGACUGAAUCAAUGGGCAGCACCAUACAUCAACUCGAUGAGAAGUUGCAAGAAGAUAAGUUAGCUAGGAAGAAUUUAGAAGACAGUGCUCGCUCGCUGGGACAGAAGGCAGCCGCUGCGGAAACCAGAGCCGUGGCUGCAGAAGGUGACCUCAGGAUAGAACGGGAAUGGAGGGUAUCUUUACAAGAAUCAAUGAUGCGGGAUCGAGAUAAGAUAUCGAUGUUGACACAAGAAGUGGAGUCUCUGAAAUCAAUAGGACAGAAAUAUCUCACACUGCAAGAAGAACAACAUCUAUUAAAAACUCAAUACGUAGAGGCACAGAAGACUCUAGAAGAAGUUGGGGCGACACUGAGCGAGAACAAAUUGCAACUAGCCGAGUUGUUAGAAAAGGAGGCUCAAGCACAAAAUGUUGAGGAGCCUCCAACAUGGACACAUGAUAAAGACGCCACAGCCUGUACUGCGUGUGCUAAGGAAUUCUCAAUUGCUAGGCGAAAACACCACUGCCGUCGGUGUGGCCAUAUAUUCUGCGCAUCUUGCAGCGACAAAACCGUCGCGUUAGCUGGCAACACCAAACCUGUGAGAGUAUGCGACGCUUGUUACGCUGAAGUAAGACUAACGUAGCUAACACAAUUGUAGAGUAGUUUAAUAUAAUUAUUAUAUGAAUUAAUCAAAUUGACCAACACACAUUGAUAAAACCUUAAAUGAUCUGCCUAAAUUUGAUUUCGUACGUGAAAUUUACUUCUUAAAUUAGAAUUCAUGUUUACCUAAUAUGCAAUCGAAGAGUUCAGAUUUUAUGCUAGAAACUGACGAAAUAAAUGGAAUUUAAUCUGCUUAUGUUUAAAAGUGGAAUCUUUAGCACAUGUAUGUACAUUAUUCGCACGGAAAAGGUUUAAUAUGCGAAACAGAAAGAUACACAUUUUUUUUAAAUGGCAUUUAAUUUUAAAUAG